Babesia microti strain RI is the source of this 4242-nucleotide messenger RNA. RefSeq names its product Formin Homology 2 Domain. The record is from RefSeq and is a predicted model, not a curated record. Lineage: Eukaryota; Apicomplexa; Aconoidasida; Piroplasmida; Babesiidae. Gene Ontology annotation, molecular function: protein binding. Bases 1 to 4242 code for a protein of 1413 amino acids. The transcript has 8 exons.
AUGGCCUGCACAUCCAACCAAUCUCCCGAGCUACUCCCGCUAGCCCAUUUUGUAACAUCGCCAUCUGGUAGCGCUAUUUUGAAGGGCCUAUCGCCUUUUUCUCUCAGCACAGCUGCCAAAUACGAAUUAGAAAAGCUCGGACAUCCCGAUAACUCCAGCACGAAUGUUUACAAUCAACCAAAUGACAUACUUGAGGAACUGUCACUAACAGAUGAUCUAAAGCGCUCUUUAGUUGAUGCAUGCCAAGUCUUAAAGAAACUCAAAAAUGGCAACACAUUUGUAUAUAGGGAGGCUAUUACGGCAAUUAAGGAGCUAAGGAGGCUGGCAGUUGAACAAUUUUCUAAUGGCAAAUUUUCUGAGGCAUUGAUCCUGGCCCAUCAGUCCUUGUCCUUGGGCCGCCAAUAUCACGGCUCACUCAACAAUGUUAUGCUUACAUCUGAAAUGUCCACAGAGCUUUAUAUAAUUGCCCAUUGCUUUGCUAAAGCCGAUAAGCUAGAAAGUGGACUGCCUUUCCUUAAAGAACUCAGAUAUUUGGUAGAAAUGGCAAUUAGGGGCGAUGGUAAAAUCUCCAGUGAUAAACUGCCACACCUCACCUACUUAGUGGCCAAACUUUAUACUGCAUAUAAUGACCAGCAAGCAUCAAACUUGUUUUUUUACAAAUAUAUAGAACUAAUCAAGUCACAAAAGCAAGACUCAAAAAAAAGUGAGGCUGAGCACAAAAUUGAAUUAUGCGAUGCGCUACAACGCGUUUGUGUGGAAAUGGUGGCUUGUAGGCAGUAUGAAAGAGCCCUCGAAUUAGCAACUGAAGUCCUGGAGAUAAGGAUAUCCAUUUAUGGCGAUUUCAAGUGUCAAAAUCCUAAAGUUGCAGACGCAUAUUGCAACGUGGGCCUCUUGUAUCGCUUGAACGGCAACCCGGUAGAUGGUCUGCAUAAAUUAAUUUGCGGUCUAGAUAUGCAUAUGAGAAUACACAAGAACCGUAACCAUCCUAAAGUGCAAAAUGCGCUUCUUUCUAUCGCGUGCUGCUACCACGUAAUGGGGGAUCUCACAAGCUCUUACAACCUUUACAGCGAAGUGUUCGCGACCCGUCAACUCAGUUUGGGUGUUAAUCACCCUUCCACCAAAAGUGUACAAAAAUUGCUAAAUAAAUGCACUCCAAAAGCUCCCGCACCUGAUAUGCCUAUAGUUGCCACGUCUAACACAGGAACGGUGGCAGAAAGGCUAAAAAAUGUAUUAUUUAAACCAGAAAUUGAGUACUCUUUUAGAACGCCAUAUAAAAAUUAUCCUGUUUUACCGCAGCUCCACAGAUUCACGCCUAGUUACUAUAGCGUGUGUAGCCAGUACUUUGACAAGUACCCUCCCAGUAAAACCUUUACCGCGGGAGGGGCCAAAAUCUUGCCUUUCGUCAACGUCCCACACCUAUCUUGCGGUCAGGCAACGCUGGAUGGCUCUGGAGAGCCUGUGAUGGAGCUUAGUAGUGAGGGGGAGGAGCUACUCUCUUCUUGGGGGAUAAAGGGCGUAAAAGUGUCACCAAAUGGUGAGGUCACCGUGCCGAGCCUAACUGGCAGGGUUGCCGGAUUAAAGGUUGUCAUACCAUACGUCAAGGAUGGAGAGUUACUGCUGGGCUAUCAUGGCAGGCACCUGUACUUGCCAAAUCCUGCCAUUGCCCACAUUGAUGAUUUUUCGUUUCAGCCUGCUGAAAUACCUACUGACGCCGAAGUGUCUACCGCUAGUGAAAAAUUACCUGAUACUGACGCCAAAGUGUCUACUGCUAGUGAAAAAUUACCUGAUACUGACGCCGAAGUAUCUACUGCUAGUGAAAAAUUACCUGAUACUGAUGCCAAAGUGUCUACUGCUAGUGAAAAAUUACCUGAUACUGACGCCAAAGUGUCUACCGCUAGUGAAAAAUUACCUGAUACUGACGCCAAAGUGUCUACUGCUAGUGGAAAAUUACCUGAUACUGACGCCAAAGUGUCUACUGCUAGUGGAAAAUUACCUGAUACUGACGCCAAAGUGUCUGUUGUUGAUGGUCAUGGACCUGUGGGCAAACAUGAAUCGGUUGAGGAGGCAAAGCUGACGAGUAGGCAAAAGUUUGGAGUUACAAGGUCCAUUUUGAAGAAACUCACUCGUUCCUUUAGCAAGGCAGAAGCGGCGCCUACUACUCAACCUGCCGCCGGCUCUGGCUCCAGCAAUGAUUCUGGAGAGGCAUCUGGCAAAAAUGAAAGUUAUGAGGAAAGAAGCCCAGUUCAAGAAGAAGAGUCCGUGUCUCUAGAGUCUAAACUUGGAUCAUUCAGUGCAAAAAUAGGAUCAUUGGCCGAAGCGUUAAAGACCUGCAAAGUACCCGCCAAUACAUUCCGGCCAGUGGUGCGGAGAACCCCAUCACACCUAACAGCUAUACCCACUGUAAGCGUGCAUUCAGACAUCUUACAAUUGAACUCCCUCAAGGACAGGUUGCCCUUGGAGGUUGCCUGCAAAGUCUUUGCAAUUUCCACAAUUCCCAAGUCCGGCGCUAACUCCAACUCGCACACUACGGGGUCUUACUUGAUGGACAAGGAUUUGGUGCCUAUCGUACAAGUGCCCUGGCAGAUUGAUUUGACUAUGCUAAAGAUGACUGCAAAGGCAGUCAAAAAAACUUCCUUGCUGGAGUACGAGUUUGCAUCCGCCAGUGACAGCGCGAGGUUGGUAUACGCUAAGGCUAUGGAAGGAGACGGGCUUAGGGAACUGGGUUUUGGCAAGCCUCUAUCUCCGUACCACGAGCAAGAUCUUGAUUUUGGAGUCUUGCAUAUCCCGGAAACCGCACUAAAGAAAUUUGUACCAAAGCCUUCUUCACAAUCCCCUAGAUUGGGGGUCACAAAGGCUGUCACUAAGAAGGCAAUGCCAACGCCCAAGGGCAAGGGCAAAUUUGGCAUGAAGGCACCUCCCAAAUCGAUGCCGCCCGUAUCAACAAAAAAGGCAUCUGCAGGGGUCUUUAAGGAUACUGGUAAAAACAGGCGCUUUUUUUGGGAUCCAAUCUUCGGCGAUGAUGCUAAGGGGACGAUGUUUGAAGACAUGAAAUUUGACCAGAUCCAUAUUGAGAAAUCAGUGGUUGAAGACACUUUUGCCAAGGCCCCGCCAAAAGAGAAAUCUUCUGUUCCCAAGCAAACUAUUAUACAGCUGCUACCAAAUCCAAAGAGAUCAUACAAUAUGAAUAUAGCACUUUCAAAGUUCAGUAAUUAUACCUUCCACGAAAUGCGUCAGGCUAUCAUUAAUUUGGAUGCUGAUAUACUAAAUGCGGAGGCCACCGAGUCAUUGCUCAAUUUUACGCCUACCAGCGAAGAACUAUCUAUCAUGAAGGAAUAUGUGGAUAGCGGUGGGGAUCUUACGCGCGUUGACCGACCGGAACAAUUUGUGGCUGCGAUGAUUGGUAUUCCGCUGCUGCAAAAUCGCCUAGAUGCGCACUAUGUGGCCCUGUGCUUUAGGGAAAGAUACGAAGAGAUUAUGACACCUCUUAACAAUUUGAGCGAAGCGUGCGAUACCGUGAUUAAUAGCCAAAAACUCAAGGCAUUUUCAAUGGCAAUACUCAGGAUUGGAAAUGCAAUCAACGAGGGGGAUCCCAAAAAGGGAAAUGCCACUGGGUUCAGGGCCACCACUUUUAACAAGCUUGUUGAAUUUAAGACCACCACUAAACCGAUUAGGACUCUGUUACGCUACAUUAUAGACUCUAUCGCCACCUAUGAUGAAGAUACAGUUAACAACCUCUACGCUGAUAUGCUUAUUUGUGAAAAGGCAAUCAGGGUGGACGUGCCUACAGUUGAAGGAAACAUUGCCAAAUUGGUCGCCUCAUUUAACAAGAUCCAAUUGGCGGUUUCGGAGGCCAAAAAAUUGAAUGAUCCUUUGGCGGAAAUAAUGAAGGAAUUCGUUGAACAGGUUGAAACGCGUGUCUCUGCCCUUAGCGAUAACUUUAAGGAGGUCAUGGAUCAUUUUAGGGAAAUGGCCGGGUACCUAGGCUAUGGGGAUAAUGAACUGAAAAAAUUAACACCUGAAGAAGUGUUUGGAACCCUAUGGAACUUCGCCAAAAAUGUCGAGACCACAAGAAAGAUCAGGAAAGAUGAGAUCGAGCGACAGGCGAGGAAGGAUGCUGCGGAACAAAAGAAGAAGAUGCAACCGCAAUCUGAGGCCAAAACUUCGGCCACAAAGACAAAGUAUACCAAGGCUCAGCCCAAAAUACUGACCAAUAAAUUGGAUGAUACUCUCAAGCGACUUUGA